Mytilus californianus (California mussel) is the source of this 2446-nucleotide messenger RNA. RefSeq names its product tripartite motif-containing protein 45-like. The coding region runs from base 73 to 2034 and encodes 653 amino acids. Gene Ontology annotation, biological process: positive regulation of DNA-templated transcription. Gene Ontology annotation, cellular component: chromatin; nucleoplasm. Gene Ontology annotation, molecular function: ubiquitin-protein transferase activity; zinc ion binding. The record is from RefSeq and is a predicted model, not a curated record. Lineage: Eukaryota; Metazoa; Mollusca; Bivalvia; Mytilida; Mytilidae. The transcript has a single exon.
AAGUAACAAGUUUAGUUUUGUUAAAAUCAGUAUUGAUAAUUUAAUUUUGAUUAAAUUUCAUAACCAACAGCAAUGGCUGAGGGUUCAACUUUUACUCCAAGUAUAUAUUCUUGUGGAAUAUGUGAAUCGAAAUUGUAUAAUCCGAAAGUAUUAAAAUGCUUCCAUGUGUUCUGUCGUCGUUGCUUAGACAAGCAAUCGUUCUGUCUCCCGAAAUAUCGAAUAGCAUGUCCGUUAUGUGAAAGCUUAACUUCUCUUAAUAGGGAGGGAAUCGAUGGACUAGAUGACUAUAAAUUUUCUUAUCGUUCGGAAAAUGAUCAAUCUAGAAUACAGUGUCAAAUGUGCGAUAACACAGGUGUGGUCUCUUCUGAAUGUGAAGAUUGUCAAGAACUUAUGUGCAAAGAGUGUCAUGAUUACCAUAAAAAGCAUAACAAGUUCAAAGGUCAUACCGUAGUCCUUAUAGACACACAGGGAAACGGGACCGUUUCGAAGGACGAUGCAUGUAUGCAAGUUGCCACCGUUGAGAAAAUGUGUCAAGAGCAUUAUACAUACUGUCGUCCGAUAGAGGAAUUCUGUAAAUCGUGCUCAAAACCCGUUUGUUCUAUUUGCAUGUUAGGUAUACAUAAAGGACAUAAAACUGAACCAUUUCAAACGACUGUUGCAAAAGCACGAACAUCCUUAAGUGUAGCGUUAAGAGGUUUAAAAUCACGUUUACCCCUUCUCCAAUCACUCUUAAACGAGGCUGCACACGAGGAAAAGAAAUAUAAUAAUCAUAUAAAGAACACACGAGUAGAAAUUAAAGACUUAUCAGAACGUCUGAAAUUGGACGUUUGCAGAAAAAUUGAUGAAAUUACAGAUGAAAAUAUCUGCAAACUAGAUAGCUUGGCACACACAGACAAGGCUGUUUUAGAAUCGUACAGAAAGGACGUGAACAGAUCUAAGAAGACGAUCGAUGGGCUCCUGUAUGCGACCGAAAAUUUGUUGGAGUUUGGAGACAAAAGCGAUUUGAUAAAAUCUUUUCCAGAACUUGAAACACGCUUAUGCCACUAUGAACAUAAUUAUGGUAUAACAAUGCCUGACAUUUUCGAACCCCUGCUAAAGCCUGGGUCAAUUAAAUUAAAUCAGCUUUAUGAGGCAGUAGGACAAAUUGAAAGGGAACAAAGACCUAUGACAAAUUCGUUUAUAGCCGUUAAACAGAAACCGUCGUCACAUCUAGUUGACAACGAAAACGCCUUUGCAAAAAGAAAAUCAUUCAAUCUUGAUUUUCGUGUCGACUCAGUUGUCUGCACUUACAAUACAGAUGCAGUGUUGGUAUUAGUAGGCAAUCAGUUGAAAAUUAUAAGUGCGGAUGGUUCGUACAAAGACUUUGUUUUCAUCCAGUGUGGAAAGUGUCAUGUGAACCCAGUUGGACAUACACAGAACAACGUUUACUUCUACCUUACAGAAAAAAAUACAUUAUGUCUUUUCAGAUUAAGCCAAAUUUCAAAACAAAUUGAAAAAUUAGAUGUUAAAGUUACAUUUACACAUGCUUGUACAGUUGAUAAUGAUACAGUGUUGCUGCUGAAUCAACCGAAGGGUACUUUUUAUGAAACCGACAAUAACGGUAGAGUCAUUAACACUUUUGGCAGCAAGUUGUUAGCGCAAAAUUUUAAUGGUUUGGAGUCUAUAUCUUGCAUGCGUGUGACAACGGUUUCCAGAAUUUUAAUCUGCACAGAAAAAUCACUUUAUGCAUUUACAUUUUCUGGAAAAUUAGAGCAAUUAUUCCAGGAUGAAAAUUCUUACUUCUGGCUGGUUUGCGAAGAUCAGCGAGGCAAUGUGUUUGUCGCUGACAGAGCUCACGGAAACCAAAGAAUAUGUUUGUUUACUCCGUAUGGACAUUACAUAGGAGAUAUUUUACCACCAAAUGCGCAUAAUGCAACUACAAUCCUUUUAGAUCUUGCAAUUGAUAGAUGUGGAAAUCUUUGGACAUUUAGUGGUAGUAAAGCCUUGGUCCCUUUCCCCGGUAAAAGCGAAAUUAAUAUUUAUUCAUACACUUGAUUUUGGUGUUGUUAGAUGUGGAAACCUUUUAACCAUUUUGAACAUAUUGACGUUUACCAUAACAGAAAGCCGAUAAACAGAAAAGUUGAAAUGACUGUUUAUUCAUUCAUCAAACUUGAUGUUGUUGGUAGAUCUUUGAUACCCUAUCAUAACUUUAAUUUAUUCACAAACUUUUUUACUCUGUAGGAUUUCGAAUCUGACACCUAGCUUUGUUAUGACAUCUGGUUGUUUACUAGUUUUUAAUGUCGAUUGGUUGUUACCGCAUUGACAUAUGCCCUACAGUUCUUUCCGUCAAAUAUUAAGCAAUCAACAAUCAAUUAAUCUUUUCAUCAAUUGCAUAUGCUUACCUUCAUAUACUUCCUACUGUAAGGGGUAGAGAGCGGUAUUUAACCCUAAUUAAACAAUACAAUUU